AUGAUUCAACAACACAAUCAUCCACAGAAUCAACAACAACAACAACAAUAUCAUUCCACUUCUUCUUCUCAUUCUAAUAAUAAUAAUACUAGUAAUAGUAGUAAUAAUAAUGGAAGUAAUUUAAGUGGUAAUUUAAAUGGAUUGGAAUACAAUAAUUUAUUAUCAGCGGGUAAUACAAUGAAUGGAUUGAAUCAUCAUCAUCAUAAUAAUAAUAAUGGAUCAACAAUUAAUCGUAAUAAUAAUAAUUUAAAUUCAUCAUCAUUUAUUUAUUUCAAAAUCAUCAUUUACAAAUAUUUAAGAAAUUAUUAUCAAAAUUCUAUUGAAGAUGUUAUUCAACAUAAACAUUCUUUAAUUACAAAUAAUAAUAAUAAUAUUAAUAUUCAUAAUAAUAGUAGUACUCAUAAUAGUAGUAAUAAUGGUAAUUCAACAUUAACAUCAUCAUCAUCGGUAUCAUCGCAUCAUGGUAAUAAUUCAUCUACAUUUGGAUCAUCAUCAUUAAAAUCAUCAUUAUCUAAUAAUAAUAAUAAUAAUACUACUACUACUUCUCAUCAAUCUAUUAAUUAUAAUAAUAAUAAUAAUAAUAAUACUAGUAAUACUACAAAUAAUAUAUCAAAUCAACAACAAAAUCAAUCAUUUAUAUAUAAAUUAUAUUCUAUAUAUGGUUACAAUAUAGUAUAUUUCAUUUAA
This is a messenger RNA of Naegleria gruberi, 687 nucleotides long. RefSeq lists its product as uncharacterized. The transcript is spliced from 4 exons. The record is from RefSeq and is a predicted model, not a curated record. NCBI's taxonomy places the organism in Eukaryota, Heterolobosea, Eutetramitea, Acrasida, Naegleriidae. Bases 1 to 687 code for a protein of 228 amino acids.